Gopherus evgoodei (Goodes thornscrub tortoise) is the source of this 4961-nucleotide messenger RNA. It is a transcript of the gene VOPP1, whose product is annotated as VOPP1 WW domain binding protein. The record is from RefSeq and is a predicted model, not a curated record. Lineage: Eukaryota; Metazoa; Chordata; Testudines; Testudinidae. Gene Ontology annotation, cellular component: cytoplasmic vesicle membrane. The transcript is spliced from 7 exons. Bases 1265 to 1918 code for a protein of 217 amino acids.
AACUCCGGUAAUCCACCAGAACAAGGAGCACAAGCACAGUCGACGGGAGAGUGUCAGGUGUCAAUUUACCACAGUGAAGAUAUCGCAGUCUCUUUCCUAUUCCUCUGCCUUUUACCCUCUUUUCACCUGUCCCCACAAAAUUCUGGUUCCCUUCUUUCCCAGCUAUUCACGGUGUCAUAUAUCCUAACCUCCAGUAGAGGUUUCACCAAAGCUCUGCUCCUAGGUCUCUUUUUAUAAUUAUCUAAAAAAAAUUAAUCACUCACCUUUUAGUUUAGACUGGUUUAGACUUUUAAUAAAAAGAAAAAGUGACAAUCUACCCAAGUCCUAGGGAAAGCACUGUUCAAAGCCUCUGACUGAUGUAUGAUCUUUAAAGUGCAGCUGUACUAGAGAUGUUUAUGUAAUUGGAGAUUUAUUUUAUGCCGUGUACCAUUCUGACUUGUUUUGUAUUAUACUCAUUUUAAUCUCUUCAUUACUGAUGCCAAUACUGCAAAAUAGCAUGAAAAUCUAUUUGUUAAGAAGUUAUUAGAAACAUCCAAAGAUUAUAAGUAAAGAUGUAUGCAAUCUCCAAAGUUUUCAUCCAGAUCUGAGCUGCCUCCAAAGUUCCACCCUGGCAAGCUGAUUAUAUAGAAAAAGGCAGUAGGGGGGUAUGUAUUCAGCUGAAGUCCAUAUAGAAUUUAACACAAUUCCUCCUGUAGAAUUUUUAAGCUAAUUUUUAUGCUGUUGGAGUUAAAACUCCCACUGAUUCCAAAGGAAGCAGAAUCCAUCCAUUGCUGAGUACUUUUGAAAAUCCCAUCCUACAUCACACAUUGACAUAAGCACUGUGGACAGCUCCAGCUCUAGGCUUUUUCUGCACCAGGCAGAUCUUAAAAAAUACAAAUAUAUAUAGCUAACCACAACCCGUCCCCUCCCCCAGCUACCUGCAUUAUAAGCAGUACCUGAAACAUUCCUUAAUUUCUCUUUCUCCACCACCCAUAGGGCUCAAUCCUGCUACCAUUGAACUCUUUGAAGAUGAGAUCUUUUCCAGUAGUGCAGGAUGAGGCACUUAACGUUCAACUUUCAUUCAGAGCAUUUCUUUCCAGGACCCGGAGUAGUGGUGGGUACAGGUCUCUUCACUCUUCCCCCUCCCCCGCCCAUUCACCACUGGAGAAGUGGCUGUACUAUAGAACUGGGAGAUUCCUAGCCCCCCCCAGAAGGGGGAAAACACGGAUGGUGACACAGCUGGAGGGCCGAGUCAUGAAAAGGAAGCUGCAGUUCAUGGGUGGACAUGGAUCUGCAAGUGGAGAAGGUGGUGAGAGAAGUACCACCAGACGAGGGCGCACCAGCUGAGAGAGCUAAUCCCCAACACUGCCAGCAGGAGGUGCUGUUCUGUGUACAGAGGCCAAAAAGCACUGCUGGUAUUUUGAAGGGUUGUAUCCUACAUAUUAUAUGGUUUUUGCCAUCCAUGUACCGGGUGAAAUUAUCAAAGACGAAUGGGUACUUGCAUCCUGGAUAUGGUUAUAUAAUAACAUGGGGAGCAAGGAUAUGUCGCUCCUAUGAAGAUUGCUGUGGGUCAAGAUGCUGCGUAAGAGCCCUCUCUAUCCAGCGACUCUGGUAUUUUUGGUUCCUUCUCAUGAUGGGCGUUCUGUUCUGCUGCGGAGCUGGUUUCUUCAUCCGAAGGCGGAUGUACCCUCCACCACUCAUAGAAGAACCUACUUUUAAUGUAUCCUACACCAGACAACCAGCCAACACUGCAGCAGGAUCACAGCAACCAGGGAUGCCAUAUUACACAGAUCCGGGAGGACCUGUGAUGAACCCCAUGGCUAUGGCUUUCCAUGUCCAGCCCAACUCCCCGCAAGGAAAUCCAGCGUACCCACCUCCGCCCUCUUACUGCAACACACCACCACCUCCAUAUGAGCAGGUGGUGAAAUCCUCCACAUAACAACUCUGCAGCUCUGUUACCUGACUCUGUGAGAAGCAGGUGCCAUUGCAAAGUGACUGGGGUAGAGAGCCUCUGUCUUUCUGAACACUUACUAGUUCUCUAACUCUCCCUACACACACUCCCCAUUAACAUUAUUUGCAAGGGAUGAUUUUUUUUUUUUGUAGUAGGGGGUAAAUUUUCAUUUUGAUGUAUUCAAAACUAAAGCAAGGUCUUUUCAAUGCUUUUAAUGGAAACCUAUAUUUAAAUCCAGUAUGUUUUCCCUUUAUUUAUUGUUUCAAAGGUGUAUAUUAACGCAUUGUGGCAAAAUACGGUAGCAGCUUUAUGCAACCACAAAGUGAUGCACACUCUCCUAAAACCCAGUAGACAAAUGUGGUGUUUUACUAGAGUAGAAAGGAGAGAAGGCGUGAGUUGGGGAAAAGAGUCAGGGCAAAAUAUUUAUGAGAAGUGUAACCACCAACCUCAUGGCCUGUGGUUUUCUAGGAAAGCUCUGUUCUGAGACAAAGAAGGGGGACAGGAUGUUAUGGAAUCCAUCGAGCGAGGAAGUCGAGUCAUGGCAGUGGGUUCUGUUUGGAACGAGUCCCACUUGAGAACUUCACUUCUAUAAAAGGUGUGGGUCCAAGAAAUUAUGAAUGAGCAGGUCUGCAAGGUCUUCACUUGCACCUGGACUCUGAACUUGCCACCAUAAGCCUGGCUCCUCUUCUUCUUCUGACACUUUCUGGAGGGCUUUUUUGUUGAUGUUGUUGUUGCUACCAAGGAUAAGAUUGUAAAAUAUAGUUGAUGACCUUUGUGUGGCAGGGAAAAUGUUAUCAGCUAACAGCUACACAUCUACACUUGUAGAGAAACUACUUCGAAAUAUUUCAAUACACAGAAGAAUUUUCUGCCCUAAAGUUAAAAUGGAAAAAAUGGGAACUUAGGCCCAGAUCCUCAAGGUAUUUGGGCACUGAACUUCCAUCUGGGCCUUGGGUCCCAAUCUUGCUCCCUUUGAAGUCACUGGGAGUUUUGUCAUUGACUUCACUGGGUGAUGAUUGGGUCCUUAUUCCAUACAACGCGCUAGCUCACUGGGUUUGGUUAUGGUCUUAUAGUCACAGAGAGAGCACAAAAGGGUGUUGUCUUCUCCAAGCAAGAGAUUUGAAAAUCUUCUCUUAAUGAUGCUUUAAGUGCAAUAACUUACUGGGAUAUAUGUUUAAGGGUUGCUUCUGAGCCUAAUGCAUGGACACUUUGGCCAUGCAAUGCCACUUGCAGACGAGUCUCUGUGCAUCAUGCUGAAAAUGUUCCCAAUUGUAUUUGCCUCAGACUCCUGGGAGGUUCUUUGAGUGGCAGUGGCUACUACCCAACAUCUUCAAACAAACAAAACCUUUUCUCCUGAGGUGUUAAUGAAUGGUUGUUUUUGCAGACAUUUUCCCACUUAUUUUGAUUGUUUCCAAUUAAAGUGUGGUGUUUUUUAUUGCUGUUUGAACUGAAGAAUCACCUCAACUAUGAGCUCCUGGCACAAAACCUAUAGAAAUGUUUAUUAACUUCCAAUUAGUUACACCGGUGCCAUCCCACUGGAUGCCUGAGGGUGCCCAUGUGUAACUGAAUGCAUACUCCCAAGACAUCUGCAUUGCGGAGAUGUGGUUGAGGGCCUUAUUUAGCCUGCAGAGCCUUUAUCACUGGUGAUGAUUUGUGAGAAUUUGGUUCUCAGAGCCCAGGCUGAGUUUGCAGGGCUAACAAUCAGAGACCAACGUCUUUUUGCUUGUAUACUGCACACCUUCAAUACAGACCAUACCGAGCACCAAUAAACCCGGGAAUGCCCUGUCCUCUUUUUAGUCCCUUUUCCGAGUGGAACUACCCUUCAAAGGAUCAAAUCCAGUAGUCAUAACUCAGGCGGAAUUACUAUUGAAAAUCGCCACUUGUGUGACGUCUAGGAGAAAAUACUUUCUGCGCCCACUCCAGUAUAUCCCUGACACACUCUGGGAGGAACUGGCCUGAUAUAAAUACACUGAAAUUGCAUUCAUUUGAAUUGUGUUACAUUCACCAAAGCCCAGCCUGGGACUUCAGCUAGAAUCCUUAGGGUCACAGAAACACAUUUCAUAGACUCCAGUAGGUCAUUUGCAAGCAGCCUUAAGGGGCCAGAUCCCAGUUCCACUGGAGUCAAUGGGAGAUUUGCCAUUGAUUUCAACUGAAUCAAGAUUUGGCCCAAACGCAAGGAUUAAACGUGUUUAGCAAAUAAAAUAUAAGCAGAGGAUUUGUGCCAGGAGCAGUGGUAGCAUUUCUGUAAGCCUUUGCACUGGAUUUCAUCUCGGCAUGUAACAAUUAGUCUUGCUUUCAAGAAGAAAUAAAUGAAGGGAUAAAGAUGACAUCAGUUUAAAAAUACUGACCUGUAAGGCUGGGCUGUUUUUGCAUUUUAUAAAUACAAUCUUUAAAAGGGCUUGUCUACAUGAACAUUUAGUUUGCGGCAAGCUGAGGCGUGAAUCUAUCCUGUGUUAGCCUGCUGCGUCAAAACUGUCCACGUGGACCCUGCUGAUGUGCAGUAUCAGUUCCUUAGUACACUUUGAUCUACCUAGCUUUGGAACAGGAGUAGGUCAAAGGGCAUUAAGGAGUUGUUAGUGUGCAUCAGUGUAGGGUAGAUUCCCACCCCCCCCCCCAUUUGCUGUGAAUUAAAUGAUCAAAUAAGCAAAUUCAAAGAGUAUGUUUCUAAGCCUACUUACACUGUUACAAACCAAGAGGAACUCCAGUAAAGUCCACUCAGUUCCACUGGUAUGAGAUUAGAAUCAGGCCCUGUUUUUCUACUUGCACUUAUAGUAAAGUCCAUAGGAAAUUAAAUCAGAUUGUAUCCGACCAUAUUGUGUUUUAGAAGUGUUGAAUGUGACAUUCAUAUCUAUGUAUCUUUUUAGGGUAAAAAGAGACACUCAUAUUUACUGAGACUUAGAUUUCGCAAUACAUGGCAAAGCUCAUUCCUUUCUGUAGUGCUGGGUUUAGUGCUAUAUUACAACAUGAAGUUUGACCUGAUCUCUUGCUUAUCCCUACAGCCUACUUUGCCGAUUAAAAACCAAUCAAAUUCUAA